AUGCUGGAGAAAAUGUCCAGACGUAACCGGACCCUGCUGUCCCUGGCUCUCACCUCUCUGGCCCUGACGAUGUCUGUGUCAGCCUUCUGCAGCUCUUACUGGUGUGUAGGGACACACAAAGUGGUGAAGCCAGUCUGCCUGUCACCAGUCAAGAUGAAGAACUGUGGAAAGAACAACAGCCAGCCGUACACAACAGAGGCUUCCACCCCAGACCCCAAGAACCCGUUGUCCAAUGUGACGCUGUCUCCACAGCAGAAGGAGGAACUGGCCCUGAUCAGGAAAAAGCAGUUGGCCAAUGCCGUGCAGUAUCUCUGGGAAACGGGCGAGGACAAGUACAUGCUGAGAUAUUUUCACACUGGUUUCUGGCUUUCCUGUGAAAAACACAAUGAAGGAGAUGAUCAGGAAGAAAAGUGCCGCAGCUUCAUUGAACUCACACCAGGAGAGACACAAGGUGUGCUGUGGCUGUCCGUUAUCAGUGAGUUCAUGUACAUUGGCCUUCUGGCGAUGGGUUUCCUCCUGAUGUGUCUCGAAGCGAUGUGCCUCUGUGCCAAGAAGGAGAUGAGCUCCCUGAAGAUCAACGCCUUCGCUGCAAUGUGCACCGUCCUUUCAGGUUUGAUGGGGAUGGUAGCCCAUAUGAUGUACACCACGGUGUUUCAGAUGACAGUGAGCAUCGGACCAAAAGACUGGAGGCCGCAGUCUUGGGACUAUGGAUGGUCUUUUGCGUUAGCAUGGCUUUCCUUCAGCUGUUGCAUGGCAGCUGCUGUGGCAACACUCAACUCGUACACUAAGACCAUCAUUGAGAUGAAGCACAGAGCCAGGUUGAGGCUGGAGGAAGCCCGAGCUGCUACCAUCGCCCCUUCCUAUGAGGAGGUUGUUCGAGCCGGAGGCGGAGGGCUUUACUCAGUCAGUCAGCUGAUUCAUCUCGGCCAGCAGGGGGCCCUCAUGGAUCCACUGUGGCCAAGAGGAGUGGGACCGGCAGUUGGACCUUUGGCAUGCAGAAGAAUGGUGGACGCUCAUGGAGUCGUAGUUGUGGAGGGAUGCGCCACAGAAGGAUGUGAGGAGUGUGAGAGAGAGCUGGAUGAGAUAGAUUACACUCUGCAGGAGGAAAGAGAGGACUCCAUCUGCUAA
This is a messenger RNA of Gambusia affinis (western mosquitofish), 1128 nucleotides long. RefSeq lists its product as uncharacterized. Gene Ontology annotation, cellular component: plasma membrane. The coding region runs from base 1 to 1128 and encodes 375 amino acids. The transcript has 7 exons. The record is from RefSeq and is a predicted model, not a curated record. NCBI's taxonomy places the organism in Eukaryota, Metazoa, Chordata, Actinopteri, Cyprinodontiformes, Poeciliidae.